Molecule: messenger RNA, 1230 nt
Organism: Salvia miltiorrhiza (redroot sage)
Lineage: Eukaryota; Viridiplantae; Streptophyta; Magnoliopsida; Lamiales; Lamiaceae
Exons: 2
Coding region: 1-1230 (409 amino acids)
Source: RefSeq, a predicted model, not a curated record
AUGCGUCGUACUAGGAGUGCAGGGAAUGAAGACCUUUUGUUCAACAAGGAGAUUGAGCGACUUGUCCGACUGAACAACGCUAACAGACGUAGGGCAGAACAAGAGGCACAGGCAAGAGAGAGACAUUUAGAAGCAGAGAGAGAGAUGGCAGAAAAUCCGGAACGACAGAAUGACAACAACAACAACAGGACCCUUCGAGACAUGAUGUUCCCAAGCAACCUGAAUCUCAGGCCGUCAGCAAUAGUGUUACCCGAGAUCACUGGAAAUUGGGAGUUGAAGCAUACACUAAUCCAAAUUUUGCCCAAGUACAGUGAUAUGCCCGGAGAAGACCCUCAAAGGCAUUUACAAGACUUUGAGAUGGCGUGUGGAACAGUGCGCACCGCAAGUCCAGCCCUUGGCGAGUACAUCCGACUCCUCACUUUUCCGUUCUCUCUAUUAGAAGGAGCGAGGGAGUGGUUGUACGAUUUGCCCGAAGGAAGCAUUCGGACCUGGCAAGAGCUGCAGAGCAAGUUUUUAGAGCGAUACUUCCCAGCCGCCCGAAUCCAGAAUUUGAGGACUCGAAUAAGUAACAUCAAAAUGGGGACGGGAGAAAUCCUCUAUGAAUACUGGGGAAGGUUCAAGCAGAUGUUGGCCAAAUGCCCACAACACCAAAUACCGGAUCAUGAUCUUAUUCGGUAUUUCGUGGGAGGACUCCGAAGACAAGAUAGACAAUGGUUACACGCUGCAUGUGGAGGAUCGAUCUUAAACAAAUCUGCAGCGGAAGCUUUCAAGCUCAUAGCCGACAUGGCAGAGGAAUCGAGAGAUGAGGAAGGGACUAUAGUCAGUACUACUCCGGUGCCGGCUUCUUCUGCCCAAGAUGAAAAGUUGGACAAGCUCUGCAACAUGUUCGAGAAAUUUAUGACGAAUCAAGGAACACCCAAUCAAGGGAUUCCCAACAUUCAGAAGCCUGUGAAGCUAGGAGAAAACAACGGAGGGCAGAACCAGAAACCUUUUGAGCCCUACAGGCAGCAGUACAACAAUCAAGGAUGGAGGCAACAUGAGAACCUUAGGUACGGCAACAACAACUUUUUGGGGCCAAACCAAGGACAGACGAGUAACCCACCACAAUACUCGCAACAACCUCAACAGGGAAGAGGAUCCUCCCUAUCAGAGCUCGUGCAUCAAAUGGCCCAACAACAAAUGAAGUUCCAGCAAGAGACCGAAAAGUUCAUAAUGGAGACGAGAGGAUGA